GUGUUCGUGAACUACCGGGCGCGACGCUCGGAGAUCUCGAGUGUCAUGACGCCGGAAACACCGAUCGGUGAUGUUUGGGAUGUGAAGACUGCAGCUGUGCCACUGGCCGGCGUCGGCCGCAUGAAGGAGAACCCUGUGGAUCCGAAAAUCAACGAGCACUACCUUUGGCAUGGCUGCAAGCCAGAAGGAGCUGAGGGCAUCACUGAUGCCAACUUCGACUUGACCCGUGCGGGGACAGCAUUCGGCUCACUCUUCGGACCAGGCAUUUACCUGGCUGAAAGCUGUAUGAAAGCCGACGAGUACACACAACCGGAUCACCGGGGUUACUUUCCUCUGCUGCUGUGCCGGGUGGUGCUGGGGAACGUCCUCUACUGUGAUCACCCCUCACCGGUGUCUAUCAGUUCCGACCUGGUGGCUGCCUGUGGCGAGCGAGGAGGCUACCACAGCAUCCUGGGAGACCGGGAGAAGGUUAAUGGAACCUUCCGCGAGUUCAUAGUCUUCGACAACCACCAGGUGUAUCCUGAGUACAUCGUUUGGUACCGCCGAGUUUUUUAG
Messenger RNA from Symbiodinium natans, 555 nucleotides. NCBI's taxonomy places the organism in Eukaryota, Dinophyceae, Suessiales, Symbiodiniaceae. The record is from the annotation of a GenBank genome assembly.